Messenger RNA from Suillus subalutaceus, 318 nucleotides. RefSeq lists its product as uncharacterized. The transcript has a single exon. NCBI's taxonomy places the organism in Eukaryota, Fungi, Basidiomycota, Agaricomycetes, Boletales, Suillaceae. Bases 1 to 318 code for a protein of 105 amino acids. The record is from RefSeq and is a predicted model, not a curated record.
AUGGAACUUGCCAUAAGGCUUUUCUUCAAUGGACACAUGCUCCUAGGAGACAUCGACACCUCUGGCAAUGGUCGAGGCAACAAGACCCCACUCGACGUCAAUCCGCCCACAGGCAACCAGAGCAGCGUCCCCUUGGCAUUUUCAGAAGCCAAUUGGGGUGCGCACACGAGGGCUUACAUGGCAUCUAUCACACGCUUGCCAGACUCGGUCCUUAUCCGAAACUCCGAGCUUGCACAGAGCCUCGCCAUGAAGAGGCGUGGCGGCGCGUGGAUGGAUGUGGACGAAGAAUCUGGGGAUGAGCGAGCGCUCAUUUUCUAG